GACCGGAGAGCUGAGAGAGGACCCUCGCCGCGACAGCAAUCUCCGUUGAGCAGGGCAGUUUCUCUUGUUUGGCGGGCCGCGUCAGUUUCUCUGUCCCUUUCAAAAGGAAGAAGAAGAAGAAAACCGCUCUUCCGCCAGGCAUUAACAAGAAACAAUCAUGCCCCGUCUCAAGACUCUUGCCCUCGGCCUCGUGGCUAGGCUUGCCGCCCAGCUCAACCAAGCGCAGACAGCGUCCCCCCGGCCGACACCAACGACGCCGCCAGACUUCUCUGUGCCGCUCCCUACGCACGGGCCCAUGGCCGCCAACUGCAAGGUCUACUGGCAGGCCGGCCGCGCCGACACAUGCGUAGAGGCCGUCGCAGAAUAUCCCCUGAUCAACCAGGAGCAGUUCCUGUCGUGGAACCCGUCGCUCCAGGGCCACUGCAACGGCCUCUGGGCGGACACUUGGUACUGCGCCGUGGCCUUUGACUACGACGACCUCCCCAUGCCGGCGACCGUGGCGGCAAAGCCGACCCCUCUGCCCUCGGGCACCACGAGCCAGUGCCGCUCUUGGUUUCGAACCCGCGGCCCGGACACGUGUGCCCUGAUUGUCGCCAUGUUCGGCACCUUUUCCGAGGCCGACUUUAUCAGUUGGAACCCCUCUGUGCGCAGCGACUGCUCCGGCAUCGUGAGCGACGGCAUGUACUACUGCGUCGGCGUCCCGGGCACCCCGACGACGCGCAGCAGCGCCUUGUCCGUACCCACGCCCACGCCGCCGCCGACUGGAACCGCGGCGCCGGGGCCGACGCAGAAUGGAACGGCAGCGGACUGCUCCCGCUACUGGCUCGUUUCUGCCGCGGACACGUGCGAGUCCAUCGCCGAGAGGGCCGGCAUCGCCCAGGACAGUCUCAAGUACUCGAACCCAGCCCUAAAGGAUGACUGCAGCGGCCUGGAGCUCGACGUGUACGUGUGCGUCGAGCGUCCUGACUCUGCUGGAGGCGGCGACGGCAGUGGCCCAUCAUCUGUAGCAGUAACCUCAGCAAGCGGCACCACGCUGCCGCCCAUGCAGACCGGCAUGGUGCAAGGAUGCCGCAAGUUCUACUACGUGCAGUCAGGGGACGGGUGCUGGGCCAAUGCCAACGCCAACGGCAUUGAGCUGAGCAGCUUUUACACGUGGAACCCAGCUGUUCACAGUGGAGGCAAAUGUGCAGGCCUCUUGCCAGAUGUGUUUGUGUGUGUUGGAGUAUGAGCUUCAUGUGUCGCCUUGCCGGUUCGUGUGUACAAGAGUAGAGAGUGCGAUCUAUUGUCCGUCUGCGCUCAAGUUAGCCGCGGCCCCUCCCGUCCACUUGGCUAAGAACUAAAUGUCCCGAAUGGUGCCCAUAGUUCCCAGGUCUGCCCUGAUAAUCCCAGAACAGACCAGACUCCGUGCCCUGCUUGAUGUAAUAGAACAGCUCCUUGUCGCUGCCUGCUAUCGGGUACCGCAGCCAUCUCCACCCCUCGACAAGGUGGUGUUCCCGCGCCUCCCUGGCAAAGACCUUGAGGUCGACCAGGUCGUCGAAGACGGCGAUGGGCAGCUCCACCACAAAAGGCUGUUCCUGGGUCGACGCAAACGGGGCGAACCCUUCGGCCAAGGGUUCGAGUAGCAUGGCCUUGAGCUCGGGCAGUCGAGCUGCCGGGCGC
Molecule: messenger RNA, 1659 nt
Organism: Emericellopsis atlantica
Lineage: Eukaryota; Fungi; Ascomycota; Sordariomycetes; Hypocreales; Bionectriaceae
Exons: 2
Coding region: 158-1228 (356 amino acids)
Source: RefSeq, a predicted model, not a curated record